Molecule: messenger RNA, 4231 nt
Organism: Anopheles moucheti
Lineage: Eukaryota; Metazoa; Arthropoda; Insecta; Diptera; Culicidae
Gene: Nost
Exons: 8
Coding region: 499-3840 (1113 amino acids)
Cellular component (GO): cytoplasm; plasma membrane
Molecular function (GO): protein binding
Source: RefSeq, a predicted model, not a curated record
CGGAGGGCAGCUGGCCCAGUUGUCGGGUGGUUGUCGCGUCGAAUUGUUUGUUAGCCGUCGUCCGGCGAAUGCGUUACCUUCGAGAACACGCGGAACGGCUUGUUGUAACGGUAGCGCGCAUAGUGUGACAUCUACUAUCGCACCACAAAACCAAACAGAAGACGAACGAAAGAGAGAGGAAGGGAGAGAGGGAGAGAGAGAGAAGAAGAAAAACGUGAAAAAUUGAAGGAAAAUCUGAAACAGGAAGGAAGAGUGUGCAAAACAGAAGAAAAAAUGUGAAAUGCGCGUAGGGUCCAUCGGAGUGUCCCGCAAAGUUGCUCGUGCGUAAAAGGAAAACAAAAACGAACCCGCCGCAAAACGAGUGAUAAGCAAACGUGUGGAAGAACAUGACGUUGAAGUUGUGAAACUAAAGUGUUUUUUUGAAUCGAAGCUCACUGAGAGGUGGGAGCUGUGAAGGAUUGCCUGCCGACAUCGCCUUAUGUUUGGCCGGGCGUGAAGAUGAUGAAAAGAAACUACGAUGUGCAGCACGUGGCUGCGGCGAGUCUGGCCAGCAGCAAAUCGCACGGCAAAUCGUCAUCCACGCUGCUCGACAAGCUGACGAAACGCUACUCGGGUGUGAUCGGUACGCGCUUUCUGCGGAAAACACCCGGCCGGAAGGGUGGUGUGGCGGAACCGCUGUCCGACAGUUACGAUAUGUGCGGAAACCGGUCGGAUGACUUCCGGCCCGAGAUCGGUGCGCCGGUGCUUAUCUCCAAGACGAUGAAGUUCGACUUCGAUACGGACUCGUCGGUGGAACAGCUUCCACUGCCAAGCGUGCCAACGAUGGAGCACCGGGUGCGCUCGGUAGCGACACCAUCCACCUCGGAAGAUAGCGAGAACGAUGUGUUUGUGGAUGCGAACAGUUCGCUGCCCAACUUUGGUGAGAUUAAGUUUACGUUCCUGCCGGAAAGCAACAACAACUGCCGUAGCUUCCAGGACGAAAACAUCCGGCAGGGUGGUGGUGGAAUGUUGGAGAAGAGUCGUUCGAAGUCGGCGCACAACCUGCAUCUGCACCAUCCGCGGUCGGAAAUGCGUCUGUCGCUUGCGAAAGCACCAUCGCUGAAUAUGUCCGCCAGCCCGACCUCAACCCCGAGCGGUGCCAUCACGUUGUCCGUACCGAACAGCCCGGCGGUGGAAAGUAUCUACGAUUUUCCGCGCAGUACCCGAUCGGACGGUAUCCGGAAGCCGCACGGUGAAUCGUCGUACGAUCUGACGCGAUCGCAUCAUGUGCUGAACGAGAUAAAUCUAUCGCUCGUCAGCGAUGACAGUCACCUGUACCAGAACCUGCCGAGCCCUGGUGGUGAUGCGCGGUACGAUGUACCACCGGCGGGCUGUCGGCGCAACUCAUCCUCGUCGAACAACUCCACGCAGGAGGAGGAGUUCGAUCUGAAGUCGGCCAGCUUCCAAAGCCUUACGGAUGCCGGACCCGGCGCCAACCAGCUCGCCGUCUCCAUGGACGAGCUGGACGAGUUGACGCGCCAGAUCAAUCAGUCGACGGUGGGGCUGGGGUCACCGCUUCCGGACAGCGAUGAGUACUGCGAACAUCGGAAGCAACUGCACCCGUCCGAACGGCGGCUAACGCUGAUGAAGAACCGUAGCGUAUCCGGCAAGCAUCUAAUUGACUUCGAUCGGCGGAAGGCCAAGAUCACGAAGAAGUGGAGCGGCUUCAAGAGCUGGAUCGGGGAGGAGCAGGGCCGCAUCCGGGAGGUGGUACAGAAGCAUGCCGCCAUGCAACGGGUCGGGCUCGAACCGUCUGGUGCCGGUGCGGGCGGUAAGGUGAAGCGCACCAGCAGCGAUCUGACGGCGAGCGAUCAAGAUUCGCAACAGGAGGCGGACGGUACGACGAUGGUGACGACGCCCGAUUCCAGCGUUGUGCAGCGGGAACGAACGUUAUCGUCGGAGGACCGGGAAGGUGCACGUACGCUGCACCGUAAGAGUGCCAACGCAGAGAUAUUGGAGGGACAAAAUGGAUUCGAAGAGGUACGCCGGUUCGUCAAACAGGGUGGAGACUUCGGAAAGGAUCUGGUCGCCAUACUGCACGAGCGUACCGAGAUAGAGCAGCUGUACGCAAAAUCACUCUCCAAAAUUGCCAACAAACUGAACAAAGCAUGCCGUGAUCUGCCGGGCACGAUAGCCGAUUCGUGGCGAUCCGUAUCGACCGAGCUGGAAGGACGCAGCGAGGUACACCGACAGUUCUCAAACUCGCUGGCGGAGGAGGUUGUAAAGCCGCUGAAGUCAGUGAUCGAGAAUCAGCACAAAGCGCGCAAAACGAUCGAAACCAACGUCGACAAAUCCGCACGCAUACUCGCGGAAUGGCGGACGGCGGAGAUAAAGGCGAAGAAAAACUCACAUGCGGCGGCACGGGAAAACGAAAAGCUGCAGGAUGCCAUGCUCGAUGUGAAACUUCAGCGAACUCCCUCGAUCGGACUGCUUCACAAGACCACCGAGAAGGAGGUAAAAGUGUCGGAAAAGGAUAGCACCAAACUCGAUGGCAAAAGAAAGAAGGCUGAAGAAGCGGUCAAGAAGGCGGAUGUAGAAUAUUACACCCUCUGCAUACGGGCAGAGCGGGCACGCGUGGACUGGGAGAUGUCCGUGUUGCGUGGUUCGUCCAUGCUGCAAACGCUCGAAAGCCAACGAUUGGCACAGUUCAAAACGCACGUCACCGAUUACCUCAAGCUGUCGGCCGAGAUGAGUCCGCUGUUGACGAAAACGAUCGACCGGCUCAGUCCGCAGGUUGCCAUGUGCAGUGUGGCCAAAGAUCUGGACGUGCUGAAGAAUAUUCGCCGGGCGACGGAAGGACCGAGCGAACAGCUGCUGCCCGAUUUCUACUGCGAGCACACCACGCUGGCCAUGAACCGUGAGCGACGGAAACAGUCGUUGGUCAAGCUGCUGCAGCUGAUCCGCCAAGAUCUGGACCGAGAGCGACGAUCGCGCAACGGUCUGAAAGGGUUCUCCCAGACGCUGGAUAAGAACGGUGAAAGCAAUCAGAAUAUUGCCGAUAAGCUGUAUCAUAUACGAUCAAUGCUCACAUAUCUGGAAGGUGCGCGUUAUAAGCUACAGUCGGCACUUCUGGAACUCGAUCACAAGCCUCGUUCCAGCCAUCCCCUUGCACAACACAUUCAGAUCACGCGCGAUCGCACAGGCCUUCAGACAAGCGUGUUAAAGGUUCCCUUAUGGUUAAAGCACGAACAGGACGAUCAGGAGGGCAACCUAGAAUCGGCGACUGCCAACGGUCAAACCAUAGUUCACAGUUCGGACGAAAGCUCCGAUCAGGGAUGUUUGGAUAUCAAAAACGAUACGCUCAUCAAACAUAUUGUGCACAAAUACGCCCGGAACGGAUGUAACGGAGACGAGGGACAUUACACGGUAAACAAGGCUGCUGGUAAAUCUGCGCAUCAGGAUCACGAUCAUCACGGUCCGGCCUGGGAUCGGGGCGUAGCCGACGGUGUAUCCAAUCAACCCGAUUCCGAUUUUGAUGAAUUUUCUUCCCAGGAUGAGGAUGAAGAUCGUUGUUCGGUGGCACCGAAGCAACUGCUAGAAAAUGGGCACCAUCCGACAUUGGCAAACGGCGGUAUUGGCCCGUCGGCCAUUGACCAUCCGGACGGUAUCCCGAACCAGCCCACCAUUCUUGGACGCUGCCGGGCACUAUUUAACUACACACCAAAGCUUUACGACGAGCUGGAACUGCAGCCCGGCGACAUUCUCGAGGUGCACAUUAAGCAGGAGGACGGUUGGUGGCUCGGAGCACUCCGUGGACAGAUUGGCAUCUUUCCAGCAACGUAUGUGGAGGAGAUACCAUAAUCAAGCGCUUCCAUUAUCAUGGCCGGCCCUCCGACCUGCCACUGUAAAUAGCUCGAGCAUAUUUGUACAGAAAGAGAGCAACGGAAGCAGUACGCAGCGAAGGAUUUUUAAUGAAGACAGUAACAGCAAACAGCUAAAAGACUAGCGUCGAAUGCAAUCUCUCCUGUUAGGAAUCUGGUUUAAGGAUGCGUUCUCCGGUCAAAUGUGAAGAGAGACAGCAAAUAUCUUAAACUAUCGAAUCGCGCCAGCGAAACACAUGUAAAUAUAUAAGGAAACGUGUAAUGGAAGGUGACUAUCGGUGACAUGAUACGCGAAAGAUAAACCAUCGAACGCACACUGGUUUUGAGAUGGUAUUGAAGAACAACACGAAGGAAAGUGAAUAAAGUGAGUA